UUUGUGAAGAGUAAGCGUUUAUGACUUUUCCUAGAUAACAUAAUUGUAUAAACACUUUAUGAUGCAAUAAAGUAAAAAGGGUUUAGUAUAAAUAUAAGUGAAGACUGUAAAGUUAACCACACAAUGGCUGGUAACAUGUAUGCCUUCAUUUUUGCACUUCAUGUUUGUGCUCUCACUGCUUUGUAUAUAGUAGGUUUUUAUUCGUUACAUCCUCACAUUCUUCUUAACAUCGUUAAUUAUGUAUAGUUUAGGAAAAGUUGAAAAUAGGCAAAGCAUUACUAAAAGUUCAAUUUCAUUUAAGGAUGGGAAAACAAUAAAAAUUCCGACUGAAAAAGACAAAGGAAAUGCGAUCCCAGAAAAUGUUCCUGAAAGAUGCAAGAAAGUUGCUUUUAUAAAAGCACAUGGUAAAAACGAAGAUAUUGAUAAUCUCAGAAACUGCACUCAAUACUAUCCAACCUGUAAACACCAAGUUGGAACAUUAACUACAACAUACGCCGAAGAUUCAAAUGGAAAAACUUUAAUCAUCUUUCAAGCCACGGACAUUAAAAAGCAAGGAUGUUUGGGGUAUUUGCUUCAACUAACUGAUGAUAUUGAAACCAAAGAUGUUUAUUUCAAUUUUGAUAAUGAGGAUGCGGACUUUAUGAAAGUAAUUUACUUUCGUCUCGGAUUUACAUACAACUUUACUGUUACACCAUUGCCAGGAGGUGAAUCAUUAAGCAUAGUGACAAAGGCACCAACAAACUGUGAACUAGAAGUGAUCAAAAUCAUUUACUACAAACUUAAAAAGGAGAAGAAGUUGUUUGCAGAUUGUAAUCAGCCCAGUUAUACAGAACGAAAACGCAUCGCGACGGAAAUAUGCAAGAAAUAUCCUAGCAAUGGACCGAAUAGGUGGAGAACUACGCAGAACUUGCUGACUGAGCAAAAGUGCAAAUUUGUACUCCUUCCAAAUAACUCACUCUCAAGAUGAUACUGAUACUUUUCUUAAUAUUACUCCAUUGAUGGAUUUAACACAAGCUGACAGCACAAAAUUAUUAUACAGACGUAAAAACUAGCAUAAAUAAUAAUCAUACAAAAUAUAUCUUAUUCAACAUUCAAAGUGAUUCUAUGUGUUUUGGUCAACUCCUAUACAACUGCGUUUAAUUUUAUUUGACGAUAACAUUUUGUUAUGUAUACGAACAUUUAUCUUUAUUAAUGUACAAGAUAUUCUUUUGUAAGUGGUAGGCUCAAAUAAAAAACACGAUCGUUAAAUGCGCAUUGUGACACUAAGGCGGUUCCAACACAAACGAGGGUUUUAAGACCCGCACCUACCGAGACCAGGGUGGAGCCUAGGAAGUCAACGCUUUUAGAGACCCACAGUAGAUUGAAGGAAUAUAUAGCAAGAAGCCCUCUGUCUCACAGAUUUUGACCAUUAGAAAUAAACAUAAACAAACAAGUGAU
Molecule: messenger RNA, 1437 nt
Organism: Hydractinia symbiolongicarpus
Lineage: Eukaryota; Metazoa; Cnidaria; Hydrozoa; Anthoathecata; Hydractiniidae
Exons: 8
Coding region: 239-967 (242 amino acids)
Source: RefSeq, a predicted model, not a curated record